Molecule: messenger RNA, 1167 nt
Organism: Coffea eugenioides
Lineage: Eukaryota; Viridiplantae; Streptophyta; Magnoliopsida; Gentianales; Rubiaceae
Product: aspartic proteinase-like protein 2
Exons: 7
Biological process (GO): proteolysis
Molecular function (GO): aspartic-type endopeptidase activity
Source: RefSeq, a predicted model, not a curated record
CUUGUUUCUUCCUGUCAAUUACCAAAUUCUGCUUAUUUGGCAGGUGUGGUGCUGGACCAUCAGCUGAUCUUAGUUCAUCUGAUGAUGCCCUUGAUGGUGUACUUGGUUUUGGAAAGGCAAAUUCAUCCUUGAUUUCACAGCUUGCAUCAGCGGGAAGGGUGAAAAAUAUGUUUGCCCAUUGUUUAGAUGGUGUAAAUGGUGGUGGAAUUUUUGCCAUAGGACAUGUUGUUCAACCAAAAGUUAACAUGACAGCUUUAGUACCAAACCAGUCGCAUUACAAUGUCAACAUGACAGCAAUUGAAGUCGGUCAUGUUAUGCUAAGUCUUCCUACGGAGGUAUUCACUGUUGGAGAUACAAAAGGGGCAAUAAUUGAUAGUGGUACAACCUUGGCUUAUUUCCCAGAAGUCGUAUAUCAGCAACUAGUAGUAAAGAUACUGUCCUGGCAACCUGAUUUGAAACUGCAAAUAGUUCACGAUGACUAUACGUGCUUUGACUACUCUGAUAGUGUUGAUGACGGGUUUCCCCCAGUCACUUUUCACUUUGGAAAUUCACUUAAUUUGACAGUUUAUCCACAUGAUUAUCUAUUUCCUUUUGAUGGGUUAAUGUGUGUUGGAUGGCAGAACAGUGGGGUACUCUCUGGUGAGAAGACGAAUAUUACGCUCCUAGGAGAUUUGGUACUGUCAAACAAGCUGGUCUUAUAUGAUCUGGAAAAUCAAACAAUUGGCUGGACCACAUACAAUUGUUCUUCCAGCAUUAAACUGAAGGAUGAAAUUACAGGGUCAGUGCAUCUGGUUGGUGCUCAUUCUAUACCAUCUUGCGCCUUCAGCCAAAGCGCACAAAAGGCUUUUAUCUUCUUGUUACUGAUGACUCUGCUGCAAGCUAUUUUCACUGGUUUGUGACUGCCAUGGUGAAUGUUAAGAUCAAGAAAUUGAUAUAGAAAAUAAUUGACUGUUAGAAAGUAUUCACAAGAGUAUAUAACAGAGUGGUGUGACUAUCAAGAUAGUGAUCCAAUUUGGCAUACAAAGGUUAGUUUUUAGUCUGUUCUAGUACCUUGGAAAUUUUGCAAUGAUAGUAGCAAAUUCUCUGAAAACAAAUUUUGUAAAUAGCUCCGUAUAUAUAGUGACCAUCUCUUAUAUUGCAAGAUAUCGGCAGCAUGUUCUAUGAUCA